UGAUUCUAAUUUGUUUAUUUUUCAGUUGGCCAAUUCCUCAUCCUACUGUGGAAUCUGUAAUUUUCUAAUUAGAAUUUUGAAAAUAAGACAACUUGGCAAAUCGAAAUGAAGAGAGGAAAAUCACUUCUUAAAUUUUUAACUUUCACGUUUGCGUCUAUACUGAACGUACAUACCCUCGAAUACAGCGAUUUAGAAGCCAUCGGCGUAGCCUGCAGGAACCGUGACAGUUGCACUUCACCGACUAGACACACAACCUUUAACGAAACAAACUGCGAAUGUGAUCGCUCCUGUUCGGUAUACAAUGACUGCUGUAUUGACUCUACUUACCGGUCAUCAACCAGGGGUUCCAGCUCUCAAUGGAGUCGAGGGACUUGCAUGCCCUUUGGAAAUGAGCCUAAUACGGGAGCCUACGUCGUGAACACGUGCUCUCCUGAUUUCUCUGGAAGUCAGGAAGUACAGCGCAAAUGUCAGAAUGACGAUGACAUCAGUGACCCUCUGUUGUCUGCCCCGGUGACAGACACAUCUCUACACGUAACUUACAAGAACAGAUAUUGCGCGGAAUGCAACCUUGCAUCUCCCUCCAGCCUCACAUCGUGGCUGAUUUUGCUUAAUUGUGAAAGUAUCGAAUAUGUUUCAGAUGUCACUAACAACUACAUAUGGAGCAACCUCAAGUACAGGUCCGACUUAAAACAAUGGGGGGUGGAAGUCAACAACGACACUGUGCAAUUUCACUCGUGUAACCUGAUCUUUGAUAUGCCUUCCUACGUUAGGAAAGACGUCAGGUUAUGCCGGGCAAACAUAGUGUCCACUUGCCCUUCCAAAUGGAAGCGACUGCCAGUGAAAAGAGCUUGCGAGUCAUAUUUGGCGAUGGUCUACAAAACUGGAAAUGAUGAUCAAGCUUUCAGAAAUCCACAUUGCGCGCUCUGCAAUGGUUUAAGUGUGGACGCUUUGGUUUGUGAUAAAGGACUUUCGGGUAAGAGGAGAAAGCCACUAUCAUUUGCUCUUUUACUAGACAUUAACCAAAGCGAUGGAGACCAGGUGGGGGUAUCCAUACAGCCUGUACCUUCUUGUCCGUCUGGACAGAAAUAUGAUCCCUUUUUCAAGAAGUGCCGGCCGCUUGUAUGUGCUUUGCCAGGGCACUCCAUGGUAAAUGGAAGGUGCGUGAGAGGUUAGGGUGUAUAAAAAGGUUAGGAUGUAACGCACUCUUUCCUUUUCGAAAUUUCCAAGUGUGUUUAAUGCUGCUAUCAAACCAUGUGCCAAUGUCCAUUUUUAAACGCAAGUUGAAACUAUUUUAUUCACGUUGAGCUUUUGUUACUGAUGUAUUUUAAAUAAAAUACUUAUGGAACAA
This is a messenger RNA of Stegodyphus dumicola, 1348 nucleotides long. RefSeq lists its product as uncharacterized. The record is from RefSeq and is a predicted model, not a curated record. NCBI's taxonomy places the organism in Eukaryota, Metazoa, Arthropoda, Arachnida, Araneae, Eresidae.